Molecule: messenger RNA, 1764 nt
Organism: Bombina bombina (fire-bellied toad)
Lineage: Eukaryota; Metazoa; Chordata; Amphibia; Anura; Bombinatoridae
Product: perforin-1-like
Exons: 4
Coding region: 94-1764 (556 amino acids)
Source: RefSeq, a predicted model, not a curated record
AUGGGUAGCCAAUUCCUGGCCACAUCCUGCCUUGUUGUAUAUAUAUCAGUACAAUAAGGGUUUCCUGUGAACAAACUGCUAGAGUGUCAGCUGAUGAUGUCUCAUGGAAUAAAAGGACAAAAUCAAUUUACCCAUAAAGCCAUGCUGCUUCUUAUUGUUCAGCUCGUUUUGCACCCUAUAUCCUCCUGUUCUGGGGAUCCCAACCUUACAUACGCCUGCCAAACGGCCCAUGGUGCACAAUGCAAGCAGCUCCCUUUUGUGCCAGGUCAUACCCUUGUGGGUCAGGGUUUUAACAUUGUGACCAUGAAACCAACCAAGCUUUUGCUCAUAGAUGUACAAAGUUAUUCUGGACCCGAUAAGAAAUGCACACUGUGCCACAACCCUCACAUGAAUAAUGAAUUACAGAAGCUGCCCAUGAGCGUUGUGCAAUGGAGACCUGAGACCCAAUGUACAAGGAAAGUAUACAGUAAGGUCUCACGCUCAGCUCUUUCACUGAAUGAGGAGUCUUCUGCUAUGCUUAAUAAAGAAUGGUCAGCGAGUCUUGAUCUCACAGUUAAACAGGUCAACGCCAAGGUUGUGCUUGCAGGGUCACAGUCUGAGUUAACAAAGUUUACAGAGUCCAAGUCCAGCACAGACAGAUACAGUUUCAGCAGUAUGCAGCUGACAUGUUCAUAUUACAGUUUCAACCUUGGUGACAGACCUCAGCUAACCAGAUAUUUUAGAAAAGAGUUAAAUAUGUUACCAACUUCAUUUGAUGAUGCUGCAAAAAUAAAGUACCGCCAGCUGAUUGAAAAAUACGGCACACACUACAUGACCAGUGCAGAGGUCGGAGGUCAGGUAUUAGAGGUCACCGCUCUCCAGACUUGCCGUAUAUCCAUGGAGGGUAUGACAGAGGAGGAGAUAAAAGAUUGUCUGGAAAUAGAGGCAUCGAUUGCUGUGGCAGAUAAAGGGGAAGCCAGCACUAAAGCGAAAACCUGCAAAGAACUGAAUCAGAAAAGAUCUAAAGGUGAAAGCUUCCACCAGACCUUUAGUGAGAAGAAUUGGCAGGUAAAUGGAGGAAAAACAACCUUUGGACUUCUUUCCUUUGAUUCAGAUGUUAAAGAAAAUUCUGUCUUUGAUGAAUGGUUUGAGAGCCUUAAGACGAUGCCCGAUGUGUUAUCCUACUCUCUGCGUCCUAUACAUGAACUUGUGAGAUUUAAAGGGCCACAAAAGGAGAAUCUCAGAAAGGCUAUAAGUGCUUAUAUUAUAGAAAACGCUCUUCAAAAGAACUGCUCCUGCCCUGGUAGCUCUCAAAUCAGCAUAGCAGCAGAGUGUUCUUGUGUUUGCCAUGCAAGCCCUGAAAGAGGGCAGAACUGUUGCCCAACUAAAAAAGGGUUGGCAAAACUGGUGGUAACUGUCAAACACGCCAAUGGCCUUUGGGGUGAUUAUAUAAGUAGUACUGAUGCUUAUAUCAAAGUAAGUUUUGGUAAUGAAAAAAGAGGGACGUCAACAAUAUGGAACAAUAAUAAUCCCAUCUGGAACAUUCGUUUUGACAUGGGGUUUGUGGAUCUGAGUUCCGUUUUUAAACUGAAGGUGGAGAUAUGGGAUGAAGACAAUAAAUAUGAUGAUGAUCUGCUUGGUGCAUGUGACAAAUCACUUACUAGCGGCCAAGUGAAUACUAUUUGUUACGCGCAGCACGGGAGCCUCACGUACAGUUAUAAUGUGACCUGCGUUCCGCAUCUCUCUGGGUCGCAGUGUCAGGACUACAAACCUUUCAAAGAGUAA